GUUAUCGAUGUAUUAGUGUAUUUCUUACAUCCCUACACUCUAACAAAAUAAGAUACACAAGUUUGGGAAACAUCCGAAAAAAUGGAAUCAAAAGGCGACCAAUCAGAUACGAAACUAUUGCUAGUAACAGCUAAUGUCGGGAGUUUGUUUGAAGAUCCACAAAGACUACUUACAAUAUGGCUAGAAGAGUUUAUUAGCAAUGCAACAAGGGUCAAUCCCAAAUUUUUAGCUUUACAUCUACAAGAAGUGGGUGGAAAGACAUACGAGAACUCGAUGGGUAAUGUACAGGAAUUUAUCCGAUGUUUAUGCGAGGAAAUGGCGAAGACUGACUUUGUCCACGUUCAUAUAUAUAUGGACGAGGAUUUUAAGUCUGCGGAACAUUUUACUGCCCUUGGAAACAUUUACUUCGGUCACAAGGAUAUAUGUCUAUUAAGAAUUUGGAAUUUUCUUACUCACGACUGGGACGAAAAACUGGACAAAGGCAAUCGAAUAUAUUCUGGUAAUAUUGAAAACGUUCCUACUAAGGAGAAGGCAAAGUUCCCUCAGCAUUUUUUUCCCGAAUGUAAAUGGUCUCGGAAAGGAUUUAUGCGAACUCGAUGGGAAAUUAAUGGCACUGCCGUUGAUCUAGUCAAUAUACAUCUUUUUCAUGAUGCAUCUAAUUUGGAUGCAUGUAAAGAUUUUCCUUCUGUAUACUGCAAAACAAGGAGAAGAGCCCUGGUACAUACUAUUGAAAGAUUUCAUUUAGAUGAAAAAAAUGGAUCCGUUCCUUUUUUUAUAUUUGGAGAUUUCAAUUUCAGAUGUGACACAGCAGGCGUUGUGAAAGAAUUGACUGCAAAUUUAACUGCUCAUCGCGUGCAAAGUGUAAAGAAUGAAAACACUAAAAUUAAUUACCGCAAUUCAGAUGGCAAUAAUAUACUUACUGUUGGUAAAAAAGAAUUUUGUCACGCCGAUCAUCAACUUAAAUUCAAAGAAUUUUGGUUAAAAGACUAUGAUAAAGAAUUGGAGCCACUUCGGGACAUUUUGGUCGAAUAUCCAAUAUCUUUUAUUCCAUCAUAUCCUUUUGAAGAAGAUCCCGAAAUGCCUACUGAUUAUAUGUCAACCAGGUGUCCAUCAUGGUGUGAUCGUAUUUUAAUGGCUCCACAAAUCAAAGACAUAAUUAAAAGUGAUGAGUGGAAAUAUGAUAUGAUAGGACAAACUGUAUGCAUGGGCGACCAUAAGCCCAUUUACUUAACUGUUCAUCUAAAGCCAAACAAAGGUACUUAUAGAUCAUGUGACUGCAGCUGUUCAGCUAUCCAUAUUAAUAACAACAAUUUAAUAUCACCUGUUAAAUUCAAGACUUGUCCCUAUUUAGAAAAAGUAUAUAAUCAAGUUAUAAAAGAAGGUAAACUUCUAAGCCAAGGCAGUAAAUCACAAGACCUUCCGUUAGACUAUUUAAAAGUUGGAUGCCACGAAGAUAUAAAAAACGAUACAUCAAACUACCCAAGCAUUAGCAUUAAUAUAAUUGAUUCCGAUAAUAUAUAUGUUUGUAUGUGUACACAAACAUAUAAUGCGGACUCCCGCGGAGCUAAACUUGAGACUCAGCCUAAAAGUGGCAUUUGCCCAAUAUGCAGUAAUAUAACGAAAGGGCAGCCUGUUGAGCAUCGGUACAGGCUAUUAUCAAAUAGUGUUGUAUUUUCAGGAAAUAUAAUAGUAAAUCAAAUCGAUACACAACACCUUAAUACUUAUAUUGAAAGGUCGCACCUGGACCCGUAUACUCCAGAAAGCAAUGAAUCCAAUUCCCCAUAUCUUGAGCUUAGGAACAUACCAACAACUUCCCAAAGCAAAAGUUGCAAAAUAGAAUUUUUUAUGGAAACCACUGAUGAAGAUCAUAAAAAGCAAUACUCUGGGCAAAAUGAAAAUGACGACGACUUAUAUUCUUUACAAUCACUCCAUGCAAUCACAGAGAAACAGUCAAGAGCUACCGUUACACCUGUGCAGUUAAAAUCUCGAUUAGAGGACCUUCAGCGAACAGUAAUGUUUACUUCAGAUAGAGAUGAAGUUGCUUUUGGGAAGGGUGAUGUUCAUAAUGUUGAAGCUAUUAGCUCCCCAAAAUCUCUUUCAAACAGUAGAAAUCGCAAUCGUAGUUUUUUUUCUAUGUGUUGCAGUAUUCACUAAUUUUUAAGUUUUUAUUUUAUUUUUUAUCAGUAUUUGUAAGUUUUUGUUUUUAUAAAUAUUUCAAUUAUUUUUUAACUGUUUUGUUGCUAUAUUUCUGAAACACUAAAAAUGUCUUUUAUUUUAUUAAUAUUAAUAAAAGAUGUAAAGCUUACGUAUAGUUGAAAGUUUUCGAAGAUAAAAUUACUUAAGUUCACACCAAAGAUAAAUAUAUCAAUAGCCAUAAUUGACCCAUUACUGUGAUUUCGUAUAUGCAACAGAGUUAAUAUAAUCGAAAUUAAAUUGUGUUGUACAUAAUAUCCCCCCCUAAUUACCCCAUAUCACGAUCAAGCUGCAUCCAUACUUUCAUGAUUGAUUGGGACUCAAAGUGUUAUGUUUGUCGCUUUUAGUUACAUAUAUGUAAUUAUAUAAUGAUUUUAAGGAUGACGUUACGUUGGUUGAAAAGUAUUUUCAUUUUUUAUUUAUAGUGUUCUUUUCUUAUAUUAUUUUGUACAAUUUUGGUUUGUAAAAUUACGAUUUGCGCAACCUAUGCUUACAUAUUAAAGUCGCCUUGAAGCUAGGUAAACUUAAUAUAAAAGUUUAGCCAAGAAAAAUGAAAAAAAAAAAA
This is a messenger RNA of Drosophila virilis, 2758 nucleotides long. It is a transcript of the gene 5PtaseI, whose product is annotated as inositol polyphosphate-5-phosphatase A. Gene Ontology annotation, molecular function: inositol-polyphosphate 5-phosphatase activity. The record is from RefSeq and is a predicted model, not a curated record. Gene Ontology annotation, biological process: phosphatidylinositol dephosphorylation. NCBI's taxonomy places the organism in Eukaryota, Metazoa, Arthropoda, Insecta, Diptera, Drosophilidae.